Molecule: messenger RNA, 1987 nt
Organism: Kickxella alabastrina
Lineage: Eukaryota; Fungi; Kickxellomycota; Kickxellomycetes; Kickxellales; Kickxellaceae
Product: SRP54-type protein
Exons: 1
Coding region: 66-1910 (614 amino acids)
Biological process (GO): SRP-dependent cotranslational protein targeting to membrane
Cellular component (GO): endoplasmic reticulum membrane; signal recognition particle receptor complex
Molecular function (GO): GTP binding; signal recognition particle binding; GTPase activity
Source: RefSeq, a predicted model, not a curated record
UUUUUUAAAUAUUCGAAAUAUUCCAUAUUUUUCCUGCUCUAACACAUCUACAUUUGCAAAAAAUAAUGCUCGACCAAUUUGUCAUUGCAACCAAGGGCGGCAUCCUGCUGUGGUCGAACGACUACGUCUCGGUCGGUGGGCAUCCGGUGGAUUCGCUCGUACAAGAUGUGCUCAUUCAGAGCACGCGCACGGACAGCAGCAGCAAAUACAUGUCGGGCGCGUACACGCUGCAGUGGACGUUCGCCAAUGAGCUCAACGUGAUAUUUAUUGCCGUGUACCAGAAAAUACUGCAGCUACCCUACAUCGAAGAUCUGCUGAAGCACGUCAAGCGCCACUUCAUUGCGCGCUUUGAGAGCGAAAUUAAGCAGCUGAUGGACUCCGACUGCCUGGAUAUUCCAAACUUUGGUGAUUUUGACGACGAAUUUGAGCAGGUCAUGCGGGCCGUCGAGGAUCGCGAACAGCACGAGCGACAGAGCAGGCAUUCUCAGCCACGAAAGUUUGAAGACACAAAGAAGUUCCAGACGACGGCAAAGGGCGCCAAGCUUGAGCUGGAGGAGCUGGCGCAGGCCGGCGAGAUGGAGCUGCUGGCGCCGAGUCGUCGCGCUGGCAGCAAGAUGCGUUCGUUCGGAGAGCGCCGCAAUGGUGAAGAGGCAAAGAAGACCGGGAAGAAGGCAGAGAAGAAGGGCAAGGAGAAGCGCGUGUGGGACGGCCAGGUUACCAAGGAGAGCAUGCAUGCACUGGACUACAGCGGCGCAAAUGGCGGUAACGAAGAUAUGGGUAGCCACUUGGUCUCAGCUUUGGUCGACGAGAACUCGCGCGGCGCGCGCACGGCCGAUGGCAUCUACGAGGUUGCUGACGUGGCCGAGCGCUCGACAGGCUCUGGAGAUAGCGAUAGCUUUGUCCUGCUUAGCGACAACGACGGCGGCAGCGACAGUGAGGCAAAGGACAGCAAGGGUUCUGGAGGUGGCUUCUUUGGCAUGUUUAAAAACUUGACAAGCGGGCGCGUGCUCACAGCCGACAUUCUAGCGGAGCCCAUGGCGCGAAUGCGCGAGCACCUGGCAAACAAGAACGUCGCGUCCGAUAUUGCCAACGAGAUCUGCAAGACCGUGGCCAAGGGUAUGCUUGGUGUGCGCGUUGGCGGUCUGCAGAACAUUCGCCAGCUGGUUGAGCAGAGCAUGGAGACUGCGCUGACACGCAUUCUGACACCCGUGUCAUCCACAGACAUUAUCCGCGACAUCGAGCACGCGCAGCAGAAGGGCCGCCCGUACACCAUGGCGUUUGUCGGCGUCAACGGCGUCGGCAAGUCAACCAAUCUGUCCAAGGUCUGCUAUUGGCUCCUGCAGAACAACAAGCGCGUGCUGAUUGCCGCCUGCGAUACCUUCCGCUCGGGUGCUGUCGAGCAGCUGCGUGUGCAUGUGCGCAAUCUGCGCGCGCUUUCGAAUAACCAGAACGUCGAGAUUUUUGAACGCGGCUAUGGCAAGGAUUCGGCUACGAUCGCCAAGGAUGCUAUUACUUUUGGCGCGAGCAACGGCUUUGAUGUCGUGCUGAUUGACACAGCCGGCCGUAUGCAGGAUAAUGAGCCACUGAUGCGCGCCCUGGCGAAGCUCGUGAGCGUCAACAGCCCCGACAAGAUUUUGUUCGUCGGCGAGGCCCUAGUGGGCAACGAGGCCGUGGACCAGCUUGAAAAGUUCAACCGCGCGCUGCGCGACUUUUCGGGCCAGUCGAAACCCAGACAUAUUGAUGGCAUCAUUUUGACAAAGUUCGACACAAUCGACGAUCGCGUUGGCGCCGCUCUGUCCAUGACAUACACCACGGGGCAGCCGAUCAUAUUUGUCGGCACGGGCCAGACAUACACUGAUCUGCGCAAGAUGAACGUCUCCCAAGUUAUCCGCGCGCUGCUGCGUGCAUAGGCAUGACAGCCGAGCUGCUUGAGAACCCUUUGAAACGUGUCUUUUGAGUAAAUUAUUGUAGAAAAUUUUAAAUAGAC